Molecule: messenger RNA, 8013 nt
Organism: Biomphalaria glabrata
Lineage: Eukaryota; Metazoa; Mollusca; Gastropoda; Planorbidae
Product: pecanex-like protein 4
Exons: 16
Coding region: 668-4696 (1342 amino acids)
Cellular component (GO): membrane
Source: RefSeq, a predicted model, not a curated record
UAAGAGAUUCUAAAACUAGGGCCAGUCGAUCAUAAACAAAAAAAAAACAACAACAACAAAACAAACAAAAAACAACUAACAGUUCAACUAUUACAGAUCUAGAUCUAGAUCCACAAUUACAAUAAUUUACAAUGACUUGUUAUUUAACUUGUAUUCUCAAAGCUAGAUCUAUCUAGAAACCAGAUGUCUAAUAAAACACUAAGACUUAGAUAUCUACUAUACUUAGACUAUACUACUACUAGGCAGUACUACAUCUAGUCAUUCUUAAAUUCUAUAUUCUAGUUGACUAAGACUAAGAGCUAAAAAUUAGUAAAAAGUUAAAAAAGUACACUUGGCUCACUUGCCUUGUUUUUUGGUUGAGUCUUUCUUGACUUAACUUACUUGCCAGGUAAAGACACUAGACAGACUAAGUUCUACAAAGAUCAGGAAGUGGAUAGGAAUGUUACAACUUUUGUCGACGUGCACACUUUUUCAAUGUAAAAACUGUGUUUUCAUUUUUUUUAAGCAUCAGUGAUAUGUGUCAAAAUAAUAAUAAAAUAGUGUUAAAAAAUGUUGCGUGGCCUUACAAGUCUUACAGCUCAAAGUCCAUGAAUAGGUGUAAAUAGAAUGCAAGGUAUCCAGCUUAACCAAAGAAACUGAAAGAAAGGGAGGCCUGCACAUUGAAGAAAUGGGAAUGGGUGUUCCUCUUUUAAAUGAAUACAAACGGAGUUUCCUAUAUAAGAGGAUACCACAAACUCUCCUUGGAGGUUUGAAAGUUAAAGUUGGCUAUGAUGCACCUUACUUUGUUUACACUAAUCAGAUUGCAUUGUGGUUAGUUCCUUUACUUCUGGGCUGGAUUUUCACAUUGGUCUUAGAACUGGCGUACAGUGAUGAUGAACUGCAAGACUUUUUGUUGCUGUACAGCUGUCUGUAUGGAGCCUGUAUCAUCAUCUUUGUGGUUGUAGUGCAGACCAUCACAACAGUUGUGGACAUGAAGGAGAAAGAAAACACACAUGCCCUGAAACUGCAUAAAAAUAUUUUGGCAGACGAGGAUGAAAUAGAGUUCCAAUCAUGCUGCGGUGCAGAGAUGCUGGCAUUUAUUAUACCACCGAAAAAGUUCAAAGUAAAUAUUGCACUUCAUGCUUUGCUGUCAGGUGCAGUUUGUGGCCUUGGAUUUUGGUUUCUUCUCCCUACCACCAUCAACCAUUUGUAUUAUUAUAAUUAUGGAGCGACAGCUACCAUAUUUAUUUUUGGUUGGUUAACCGUCAGUAUCACACAGUAUUCUUUGACUACAUCUGCCCCACCAGAGCCUGCAGUAUACAGAACAAUGGACACUUAUGAGAUGUUGCCUCUGACUAGACCGAUCUAUGCUUUGAUCUGUUACAGCCUUCACAUAGCUAAUUGGUAUUAUGAAGAGCUGGUAGUUGCUAACCAAGUUCUACAUGUAGUCUUUGUCCUGCUACCUCUCAUUUGGUUCUCUGGACUUCUUCCACCUGUUGAAGUACUGAUCCUGUGGCUGCUGGAGCAGUUUCAUGUCUUCAUGUUGGGUGGCUCACCAUCUGCCUCCACUACCAGGCUGAUCAUGAUGGUGGCUCUCUCCAUUGGCUCCCUACUGGGUUGUUAUUUCAUGAGCUCUUGUUUUAGCUCUGUAGUGUUUGCAGCACUUACUGGCUAUUUAUUGAGUUGUAAUUUAGGUUUACUUGGAACACAGAUUUUGACGGCAUGCACAAAAAGCAACAAUAAUCGAGUUUCAUCAACUGGGAAAGCAACGUUGAGCUCUGCCAUGUCAUCCCCUUUGAACUUGAAUGGUUUUUUGUGGACUUGGUCAUGGUCUACUGCAUUCUAUCAUCUUCUGAUGCUGUGUAUUGUGGCUAUAGCUGCUGGUCUUACAAAUUAUCAUGUCUCUGAAAUAUCUCCAGAUGUGAUUGAUAUUAUUGGCUAUGCCAUCAUUGGUCUGUGUGUGGCUGAGAAAGUUCUCAGGGAUGUCCAGUGUGUAUUUCCAGUUUUUGGUUUUUGGAGAAACACAUUAUUCCCACACAAUUCAGAACAUGCUAACAGAUUUAAAAUUGUGAAGAAACGCUUGCUAGUCUUUGGAAUAAUGCAUCGUUCGAUUGUCACUUGGGUUUCUCCAAUUCUAAUGGUCAUCUACAUGUCUCUGCAAAUAAAAAACUCUGAUGUCAUGGAUAAAUCAAUUAUUUAUGGAAUGUCAACAUCAAUUGGAGUCCUAUUUGUAUUUAGUACUAUUAGAACAUUCAGAUGGAUCUGGCAGCAGACUACUCAUGCACUUCUUGAGGUCUCCGUCAUUCAUAUCAUUCUGGUAACUCUGCCAGAUAACUCCGUUGUUCAGACACUGAGAGCUCCUAUACUUUUGUUAAUUGCCUGCGCAGUGAGAGAUCGACUGACACAGAUAAGCAACAAGUUGUUUUAUGUCCUGGCUCUGAUUGUUAGUUCUUGGAACAACAAGAAACAACGACGCAGAUCAACAGCAUGCAUCAUGAUGCUGAAUUUUUUCUUCUUCCCCGUGGUGCUGGUUGUUGUUCUUGCUGCCUCGGUUCUGUCAGCACCACUCCUGUGUUUAUUCACACUUCCACUGUUUUUCAUUGGAUUCCCUCGACCGAAUAAAUUCUGGCCUGAACCUGUUGGAUCUUCAGCGAGUACAUGCCCUGAUUCAGUUUACUAUCGACAAAUAACAGUGGAGUUGGCCAAAGCUUUAAGUUCUGCUUUUGCUAAUGGAAGUUUAGGUGAGCCAGAUGUAGGCAAUCACUACUUGAUGAGAUUUCAAGAUAGAUUGAUCUGGGCCAUGAUCUUAGAGAGAGGAUCAGGCUUUUGUACUUUCAACAUCAAAGGGCUGGAACUGCAGGAAACAUCUUGUCACACAGCUGAAGCUGCCAGAGUGGAUGACCAGUUCACAGAGGCCUUUGUUGGGAAGAAUGGUGGAUUUGGUAUAUGCUCCUUCAAUAAGUACCCAAUGCACUGCAUGACCCCAGUAGACACAGCUGUCAUCAAAGCCUACUCUGAUGCACGUAAUGUUCUGACAGGAGUGAUUGACUCCCCUGAUAGUGUGGGUAUUUCUUUGUCCUUUUUUGCUAAGAGCUUGGUCUGGGUGCUCCUGCAUCACAUCAACAAACUGAAGCAUAAAGAGGAGAUGGCAAAGAAACUGAAAGAGAAGGAGAUAGAGGUAAUGGAGAGAGCAAACAAAAAGCACAGUGGAGAGCUCCAUAACAGUGGCCCCUACAGAGAGACCUCUGCCACAAACAAAAGAAAAGACAAAGUAAGUGUUGUCAAUAACAACACAGCCCCAAAAGAAUUGAACCACAAUGUCAUUGCAACAGCCAAUCAAAAGCAAGACCUUGUCUUGCACCAUAAAGGAGGUGGUGAUAGCUUUGCCCUGCCACCUUACUCAAAAACAAAAGCAAAUCAAAGCAUAUCUCGGCCAGUCUCUGGGGGCUCAAAUUCAUCACGAAGAAUCUCACUCUCUUCAUCUCUUCAUAGUUUUACUGACAGCAUUUGGUCAGAUGACUUUGACUUGGACAAAACUAAGAAGAAAUCAGCUUCAACAAAGCAGCUGAAUAAAGUCUCUACUGUAGUGUCUAUAACCAACAGUGCCAUUAACAAGCCUCCAUCUCCACACCCAGUAUUAACAAUGCUGCCACAGGUCAGUAAAAAGACUGCCCAUGUUGCAGAGAGUGAUUUCAUGGAGGACCUUAACUUUGGGUUACCAGCUGUUGAUGUGAAUAUUGCUAGGACUAGGCCCAACAUAGACUUUGAUGACAAAACCUGGACAUUAGACACUACUUCAGCUGGGGGAAAGUUUUUGUAUCCAUCAAAGUCAAACUCCAAGUUUAUGGUUUCUAAUGGGAACCAUAUUUACAAGCCUUUGAUGAAUUUAGCUGGAUCACCAGACUUCAAGUGUCAGUAUUCUACUCAUAUUAGUGUGCCUGUGAAAUGGAGAGAACUCCCCAUUGAACCAUCCCAGUUGGCUAGAUACAUUGCUUCGUUUCCCACAUCAUGGUAUAAGCAUGUGUUAAAUACACUGGAUUGGUCAGUUACUGAACAGUCUGGUCAGAAGGUAGCUAGUGAGGUAGCCUCAGAUGAUGCCCUGACUAACUGUUACAGUCAGCUUGUCAUGGCCUGCUAUUCAGCCUUUGAUACGCCAGGUCGACCAGGAGGAGCUAACUACUUAUAUAAGUGUUACAAUGGAGAUGUUCCCUGGAAUGCUAUGAUGGACUGGGUGGCUGAAGAUAGAGAACUUCAUAAGUUGGUUAUAAAAAGUUUUAGGUAUGGGUUUAAGUUGAUGCUUGACCAGAUUCUGCUUGGAGAUAUCACUGAAGAUGAAGAGUUAGAGUCUUACCUGCAAAGUUAUGAUGAAGAUUGGUAUAUAGGCAAGGACACGGACCCAGAGUGGAGCAGCUCUGUUAUAGACAACAAAGGCAAUUUGUUUUCAUUGGGUCAUAAUGCUGGUCAGGGUAUCUACACCAGUCGUACUUUGUCACUUCAGGAGGUCAUGGUUCACAUGGGGCGAGUUAACCGUGAGAGUGUGACAGGCCAAUGGUCCAACCUGAACCUGGAGCUCCUGUACAUGACCAAUGAUGAUGAAGAGCGCUAUUCUAUCCAGGCUCAGCCAGCCAUGUUGAGGAACUUGACUGUUCAGGCUGCUGACCCACCCCUAGGCUACCCCAUCUAUUCUUCCCCUCCUAUAUCCAUACCAACUGUCUAGUCAAAAGAAAACAAAUACUUCAGAUAAAAUGUUUUAUCAGCAUUAGCUGAUUUGAGUGAUGUUAACGACAAGAAAUAAUGUGUAGAUAAGAAAGAUGAAAGCUCAUUCAACUUAAUUCCUUUCUUAACUUUGAUACAAGACUAUUAUUAUUUGAAGAUUGGUUAAUCUUCUACCAGCGUCAAAAAAACUUUAUUCACCAACAAAGAGAGUAUUGUCCAACUAUUGAGAUUGGAUAAAAUAUACCAGAUACCUGACUUUAUGAUAGUAAUUUUUUUUUUUGUUUUUUUUUAAUAUUCUUAAUUUUUGUUGUAACUGACAGAAAACUGUCAUAUGGAACAAUAAUAUUCAAUCCAAGAGCAUUCCAAUUGUGUGUUUGAUUUGAUCAAUGCUCAUGAAGCUGCCGUCCUCCUGUUGAUGUACAUAGGACACUUUAUGUGUCUGGCCUUGAACUGUGCCCAUUUAAAAUACUUUUUCAUUUGAUGCUUGAUGUAUUGACUAGUUGUAAAAUGAAGUACUUCAAUAUUGAAAUCAAAAUUAAAUCCUUGGAUUAUCUUAAUUUGUUUAAGAAUAUAGAGAAAUUUUUUUUUUAAUAGUAAAGAUGGAAAACUAUUAAGGUUUCAUGUUUUAUUUGUAAAAAGUUAGUGAAGAGUACAUUACAAUUAGUUGAAGAGUACAUUACAAUUAGUUGAAGAGUACAUUACAAUUAGUUGAAGAGUAUAUUACAAUUAGUUGAAGAGUACAUUACAAUUAGUUGAAGAGUAUAUUACAAUUAGUUGAAGAGUACAUUACAAUUAGUUGAAGAGUACAUUACAAUUAGUUGAAGAGUAUAUUACAAAACAUUAUUUUGUAAUAAAAUAUACUCCUUUGAUCUUUCUUAAUUUGUACCAAAGUGGAAAAAAAAAUGUCUUUUCAAACAUGUUUGUUUAACAUAGAUUUGUGCAAUGAUGGCCAUUGAAAAGAUUUGUGUGUGGGUGUGCAAAUCAGAGAAUCUCCUUUCAAGCAAACUCUCCUAAAUCCACUCUUUCUUUAAGAAAGUCUCAGCAGGACUGAGCUGAUAAAGAAUUAGAGAAUUGUUUCUAAAACAUAUAAUUUCAUUGUAUUUCAAUCUUGGUUAGUGAAAUGUACAUUCUUGUUAUAUAUUUGAAACUGUACAGUAAUUCAAUUUUUCCCAUUAUGCUUAUGACCUUGAACAUUGUCAGAAAGCAUUACAGACUGUGAUAUUUUAUGUGAACAAAAAACCCCCCAGAUAUAUUGUAUUUUCCUUUUUGUUUCCCUACUUCCAUGCCUUGAAACUAAAAUCAUUUUAUCAACAAAUUUAAGACUUUAUUCUUUUAAGCUACAUUUUUUGUACUGCAUGUAUCGUGAUGGCCAGUCUUUGUUUUAUUAUUAAUAUUUUUAUAUUUGCUGGGUAUUUAAUUUCAAAUCAAACAAAACUUAUAUUCAAGACAUAAGAGGUAUUUAUGUCAAAACAAGCAAACAACAUCCAGUUGAUUCAAUCAAAAGUCUCUUCUUUUUCUCAUAGGAUUCAUGAAAUUCAAUUUUAUUGGUUACAAAUCAAAGCUUUUUUUUAGGAUCUCUGUAAUAUUUUCAUUACUUGAUGUUGUAUCAGAAAAUGUGUAUUUUACUUAUUAGGUAUCUAUUAAGUUUAGCAUUAUUUGUUUACAAUUUGCAGGUCUGAUUUUCGACUAUCACUCAAAAUGUUUCAAGGAGUGUUAGCAAAAGCAAUUUAAAAAAAAAAGAGGAAUGACAUUAAGAAUAAAAAAAACAAAUCAUGGAGCUGCCAAGGUAUCACUUACAAGUUAUUUCCAAUUUGACUUGGACUGAUUUAUAAUGGCAAUAAUUCCUGUAUGUUUCAAUAAUGCUAGUUUGUAUCAUCAUAUUUUGUAUAUUUGUUUUUAUUGUUAGUUUUCUAAAUGUAAUUUUAAUUGUGUGUAUAAAUUCUCUAUAUCACAUGGUUGUGUUAUUGCUAGUAUUAUUCUACACUUCAAUUUUAUUCACAUUUUAUUGGAACUGUGAAACACACAACAUAUAAACUCCCAUUUUUUGGCUAAAUGCUUCUUCAAAAUAUCAGAAAUAAUGAUACAAUGUUUUAAUAAGUGCAUUAACAAGUUUUGAUUACCUGUUAGGUUUUGUUAGCAUAGUAGAUAAAGCAAGAGAUAACCAAAUAAUGAAAGAUUUGUAUUUUGUGGUGACUCUUCCCUUGGGAUGACUUAAAGCAGCAACUGUAGCAAGAUAAUGUAGCUCAAUAGUACAAACAUUGCUUAGUAUGUUUGUGUUUAAGUUUUGUAUUCUACUGUCAAUGUGUGAACUGUUCUAGCAAACUUUGAAAUUGUCUAGCGCAAAUACUCUUUCAACUAUUGUACCACCAAUAUAUAAAUGGUAUUUACAUGGGGAUUGCAGAAUGUGCAGAAACCAUUGCAUUUCAAAAAUAUGAAAACAAUUGAUGCCUAGCUGGAUAAAGUGUUGUGUAUAAGUUUUUAUUUCAUGCUCUUCAAAUGCUCAAUGUGACCACCACCAGUGGCACUGAUGACAUCAAGUAGAUAUGAAAAUUCCUACCAAAGACAGUGGAUUGGUAAAAGAGGUGCUAUAGAUCAUGCUCUCUGCCGUAGGCAUGCCAGGUCCUCCGACCUCACUGUGGGCCACCUUAUCUUGUAGAGUAAGUUAAAGACAAGGUUUUUGUACCACCAUUGCUGGUAAAUAUCAAUGACUUGAAAGAUUGAAUAACAGCUGCACUCAACACAGUGGACAUCAUAAAGCACUUGCAGCUAGUAUCAUUUUUUUUUUGUUUUUUUUUUACUUUAUUUUUGAAAUAUAGCACAUUGGUUUUGGUGCAUUUUUUAAAAAAUCCUCCUAUAUUUCUUUGAAACAUUUAAACAUACAUUAAACAAUCCAGAAAUGGAUCAUCAUACUUUUCAACUCAAAUAUUUAAUGUACAUAUUUUUUAUGUACGUUUUUUUUUUAUUGAUCUCUGGUUUGAAGUAUAUUUAUCAAUGCAACAAAAUUUAAAAUAGUUUUCAAAACUUUUUUCAGAAUGGGAGCUAACUAUUGUUUAUUAAUUGUAUUUAUGGUUAUCUCUCUUGUGAGUGUCCCAUAAGUUGGAUAUUAAUCAAUUUCUACACCUUAACAUACUUUAACACAACUAUAAAUAACAACUUUUGUAUAUAAUUCUAAACAUACAUGCAGACUGGGUACAAGAAGAAUCUACACUUCUGAGUUUAUGGACCACAUUAUUUGAUCUGUAUUUGUGUGUGUGUACAUAGACAACGCCUACAUAAUCACUUGCUAAAUAAGGUUGAAUAAAAUGUCUCUUUACUUCA